UUGCCUGGGUGAUGAUUAUGACCAAACAUUUGUCCCAGGAGGCUGGAAACCAGCUGCUUAAUGAGCCCCGGAGAAGCUGCAUCUCAGAGGAAAUCAAACAGACCUGAACAAAAGGGAAAAGACGCUCGGCAGGUGCUUUUAAGCAGAGUUGAAAACAAUGAAUGAUAACAAAUUUGUGGGAGAUGAUGGAGAUCUGGAAGCCAUCAAGGAGAAAGCGCUCUUGAUUGUCACAAAUGCCAUCCAAGGAGCAACGGACGCCGUGGGAAACCUGCAGAAGGAAGAGGCAGGAGCCAAAUAUGAAGUGCCAGAUAUUGCGUGGAUGAAGUGCCAAGACUUCACCAUCGGAAAAGGGCUAUUGCAGAUUGAGGAGUAUAUGAGGACAUGGGAGUUGCACGAGAGCUGGCUGCACUGGACAAAUUAUCUUGGAGAAGAAGAAUUAGAGUAUAGCAUGAGAUACCAUUACCGAGUACGAUGGAGCAUCCCGACGUGCAGGAAGCCCAUCCCACGAGCAACAGCCUGUGUCUAUUUUGUCAUAGAGAUUUCCAAAGUCAGGCCAUCAAUUUACACCUAUCACCACCAAAAUCUCAAUCGAUGCCUUUUUUUAAAAAAGCCACCACAGAUUUCCCAAGCACAGGGCUUGAAAACCUGAAGCCGAGGUAUGCACACUUAAUUUGAAAUUUUUUAAAAUAAAACAAAACCCCUGAGGGUGCUUUUAUAUGACACAGUUAUAGCAGUUUGAUACCAAAUUGACUUCUAUGGCUCCAACCUUAGGGGAUACUGAGCUUUUUAUUUUGAUGGAGAAUGUAGAAUUUUCUGCAAGAGACAGAAAAUUAUAUAAUAUAUAAUUCAGGGGAAGGUCCUGGAGAUCUCUUUCUGUAACAGAGAAUUGUAAGUAAUUCACCUAAUCGCAAAUUGCAAGACCCCAUAGAAAGGAGCAGUGACAGGUAAAGUACUAUUAAUCUGUUGUCAUUGUGUCGUGCAGAUACAGUCUCAUGCAUUUACUCGGAAGUAGCAGUUAUGUCGAAAAGAGAAGCAGGAAAGAAAAUGAGGCUACUGCACACACCACACAUAGAACGUAGUGACCUGGUGCUUAUUGUAAUAAAUCUCAACUAGGGUGGCCCCAUUCGAAUGCAUGGAACUUGCAGAGAUCUUGACUCGCCAAAUCCUCACAGAUUCAAUGUGCCUACUCUGGUGCAACUUACUAUACUAAGUAAAAGGAUUUCAUCCAGUGUGAAGUUAACUUGCAGAUCUUUUUCAGUGGAGCUGAGAGGGACUGUGCUCUGUAUGCAGAUUGUGUUUGAUAGCUACCCCAGGUAUACAUGCCUAAGGAUAGGAAGAGUUAUGAUUUGCCUACUUACACAGAAAAGGGAUUUUUUUUUAAAAGAAGAAGACCUUGUCUAAGUUUGGGAGGGGAGGACAACCUCUGGUUGGCAUUUCUCUAACUAAAA
Molecule: messenger RNA, 1448 nt
Organism: Pogona vitticeps (central bearded dragon)
Lineage: Eukaryota; Metazoa; Chordata; Lepidosauria; Squamata; Agamidae
Source: RefSeq, a predicted model, not a curated record